ACUUGUCAGACCAUGUGCCUGCUUGUCCAAGAAGUCCCCCGUGAUCCUGAGGGAUGAAGGAAACAUAUCCAUCUCUUGACUUCAUGCUCAAACCCUUACCUGUCUGCACCUUGAGAUUCCUCUGGAAGCCAAUGGGGAAAGGGAGGAGGAAGAAAACCUGACAGCUCUUCUUGGUUCAGAAAGCUCCAGAUAAAUCCCCUCUUUGCUGUGACUUACUCAUGGACCCAGAGCUGGAAAGUGAUCCCACUGGCCAGGCUGCUCUUGAGGAGAAGCAGGAUGGACCAGUUGCAAAUCUCUGAAAAUGUGACCCAGGAAAAUGAAUCACAUCAGGCUGCAAAAGCCUAUCGGAUCCUCAAGGCUAUCCACACUGCCCUGGCUCUCUUGGCUAUUGCCCUGGCUGCGGCCCUGACGGUUAUGACUCUUCUGCUACUAGAUCUUCAAGGGGAAAAUGAUCAACUUGGGAAGAUCCAAGCCUCCAGUGAUGCCUUGAGAGCAGAAAACAAAAACCUCAUGCGCAAAGUACCAGAGGCUUGGGUGGUCCACAAUGGAAGUCUCUACUACUUUUCCUGUAUGGACAAGUCCUGGGAAGAGGCUGAGAGGUCCUGUGUGUCAUUUGGUUCCCACUUGACCUCAGUGAUCUCAGUGGAAGAGCAGGAAUUUAUUCAUAAAAAAGCUGGUGGUAGCAACUAUUGGAUUGGAUUGAACAUCCUAAGGAGCUCAAACUGGAGAUGGACUGAUGGGACCCAUUAUAAUGAAGACAUGAGCAAAGACUUUUGGGCACCAAAUGAACCAAACAACAAAGAAAACAGUGAGCAUUGCGUCCACUUUUCAAAGAACAGACGUCAAUCGUGGAAUGAUAACAACUGCUCCUUACCCUUCCUGUUCAUCUGUAAAUGGGACUGCAAGUCAUCUGGGUUGUGUCCUUGAACGUGAAGGCAGUCUCUGAGCUCUGCUGUCUCUCACACCUGAAGAAUGGACACAGAUGUCAAACACCUUUCCACACGUUCUCUCCAUUUUGUACUUCUUACUUAAAGUCGAGCAUUCUGGGUCUGAUGAGCUGGGCCAAGUAAUGCUCCCAACCCAUCAAGCAGCCACAGACCCUUCUUUUCACUUCAUCAUUGCUGGAGUGAUGGCCCAGCCAUGCCACCUGCAUGCAUACUUCAUGAGACUUUUCACACACAUAUGUAUAUGCAUAUAUAUAAUAUAUAUGUACAUACCUAUACAUAUAUACAUGAAAUUUUUUUA
This is a messenger RNA of Phascolarctos cinereus (koala), 1245 nucleotides long. RefSeq names its product C-type lectin domain family 4 member K-like. Lineage: Eukaryota; Metazoa; Chordata; Mammalia; Diprotodontia; Phascolarctidae. The record is from RefSeq and is a predicted model, not a curated record.